UCGAAUAUUUUUGCUCUUCAAAAAUUAUAUAAAUAUCGAAGAGUUCCUUGAAAUCAGUCAUGGUAAUGUGUUUCUUUCUAAACAACAUGCGUCCUUUAUACUUUAUAUUCUUCGCAAGUGUUUUUGCACUUUUGAUUCAGUCGUCAUGUGCUGUAAGUGUUAGAGAAGAGCUUGCUGCGUUAAGAAAAACGGGUACAGCAUCUGUUGUUCUAAAGCAAAUCAAUGACCAAUUGGAAAAAGAAGUAGCCAAGCCUGUUCGUAAGAAGCUAGUAUUUGACUGUUCUUCAAUUGUAUCUUUAUCAUUUGGAAAUGUGAUUGUAAAUGCAAAACUAAAAAAACUUCGCGCUCUUAUAUCUGACGUUCUCGAUGCGAUACUUAAAUCAAAAUUGAGUGCAUAUUACGAAACAGUCAAUGCAUUUUCGUCUAUAGUAGCUACAAUGAAAAAGGCAAUGGAGGAUAGUAAACAAUGUUGUGAAUUAUAUCAAUCAUCACAAAAAGAAUUCUUGGAUCGGAUAGGAUCAAAUAAGGAUAAAUUAGGAAAAAGUCUGAUGAAAAUUCAGCCAUUCGAGUCGAACUUAUUACAACACUUUAUUAAUGUUCCAAAUAUGGCCCAACUUUUAAAAUUGACCAUUGACGGUUAUUCAAUUCAGAUUGAUGAAAUAUCGACUAAAAUUAUCCAACUACUUGAAUUGGAUGGGAAACGGGCUCAAAAGUUGCCAGAAUAUAAACAACUUACUGCAAAUUUAAAUUUGUCAAUGAACACUUUUGCGAAAGAUGAUAGAAAAGUACUUAAGGCACUAAAUAAUGAUAUAACCAAAAUGGCAGGCCAAAGUUGCCCCAACAUCACCAAAUUUUUCAAAGCAUUGUAAAAAUUUAUAUAAUUAAAAAGAAUAAACUUGAGAUGAAUGCUUCUAUGAUGAAUGAAAA
Molecule: messenger RNA, 927 nt
Organism: Contarinia nasturtii (swede midge)
Lineage: Eukaryota; Metazoa; Arthropoda; Insecta; Diptera; Cecidomyiidae
Exons: 2
Coding region: 60-869 (269 amino acids)
Source: RefSeq, a predicted model, not a curated record